CGAAAGCCCGUCGUCCUCUCCCUCCCCGAAUCAGUCACCAACUCACCAUGGCCUCCCGUUUCCUGCCACCGCCGCCGCCGGCGGAACCCCAAGCACCGCCUGACCCCACCACCAUACGCGCCCUCUCCGAUGACCUCCUCCGCGAGAUCUUCCUCCUCCUCCCGUCCCUGCCUUCCCUCGUCCGCGCCGCCCUCGCCUGCUGCGCCUUCCUUGCCGCCGUCCGCUCCUCCCCGGCCUUCCGCCGCCGCUUCCGCUCCCUGCACCCGCCCCCUCUCCUCGGUUUCUUCUUCGACCCCAAUGGCACCGAAAUGCCCUCCUUCACGCCCAUCCGCCGCCGCUCCGAUCCGGACCUCGCCGCCGCCGUCCGCGGCAUCGACGUCUUCCUCACCCGCGUCCCGUUCCACGACGACGUCUUCCCCGGGUGGCAGAUAAGGGAGUGCCGCGGCGGCUGUCUCCUCCUCCUUAACUGGGAGUCCAAGCAGAUCGCCUCCUACAAUCCCCUCACCCGGGCUCUGGAUCUCGUCCCCAUGCCGCCUGACGAGAUCUCUAUAGGCCACCGCGGCAAGUUCAUCCCCAAGAGUUACUUCUUGCUCCCAUCUGACGAUGAAGCCACAGACAGGUCGUCGUUCCGCGUGGUCUACACCUGCCAUGACAAGUCGCGGGUGCGCGCCGCCGUCUUCUCGUCAGCCACCAAGAAGUGGCAAAUUCUGCCCUGGUCAGACCCUGCGCCGGCACAGCCGGCGAGCGGCAAGUACUGGCUUCUUGGCGGGAGGCAGGUGAACGGGUUCUUGUGCUGGUCACACUCGUGGCAUGCCUACAAGGCGCUUCUGGACACCGCGACUCUGCAAUUCUCCUUCAUCGAUCUGCCCGAGGACUUAAAGGGGCAAGGCCACCUCUACAUGACUGGGGACACCAAUGACGGGAAGCUCUGCAUUGUCGCCGCAAUUGAAUUCACACUGUUUAUUUGGUUCCUUAGAGCAGAUGCUGAUGGUGUUGACAAGUGGAUGCUUGAAAGUAUGGUCCAGUUGGAGGGAGAGGUUCUUCAGGCUACCGAAGGCUCACGGGAUGAACAUGAAGAGCUCAAAGUUUUGGCAAUUCUGGAUGGCAUUGUGUACAUGUCAACUUUUGAGACAUUCAGAGAUUUUACUUCACCUUGUUGGUACCUAUCCUUCUGCCUGGAAACAAGGAAGCUGGAAAAGCUCUUUUAUGGAAAAACUGAUGGCCACUUUCAUCCAUACAUCAUGGCAUGGCCUUCUUCUUUACUAGGUAACAAGUUGAGCCCUUAACUUGGAGGUGCUUCUUAAAGUGUGGAACUGGUUAUGGUAAUACUUACGAGGAGGAAAACUACAAUUGCUAAAUCUUAAUUUUAUUCUAACCUUAUAUUGAAUUAUUGGCAUCUGUUUUGUUUCAUUUAAUGAUGAAAUCGUUCUUAAAUAAAUUGCAGAGUAAUAUUAUUGUCAUACCCAGGUUCUUUCUAGCAUUAGAAGUUCAUUCACUUACCUUACAGCGCACCAAUACCACACUUCACUAUCUACAUAUUAGAACUAUUACAUUGUUUCUGCAUAGUAUCAGGAAAGCACCAGGGCGAGUUUGUGUAACAGGAGAAACAGAAACGAAAUUGAGUAUAAGAGUGUAAGUGUAAGAAUGUAUUAAUUCCAGAACGGAAUGGAUUGUCUGUAGUCUGUACCAUACAAAUUUCUUACACCCUUUGGCAACUAUCCUUUUUAA
This is a messenger RNA of Setaria italica (foxtail millet), 1728 nucleotides long. RefSeq lists its product as uncharacterized. Lineage: Eukaryota; Viridiplantae; Streptophyta; Magnoliopsida; Poales; Poaceae. The coding region runs from base 48 to 1286 and encodes 412 amino acids. The record is from RefSeq and is a predicted model, not a curated record. The transcript has a single exon. Gene Ontology annotation, molecular function: protein binding.